This is a messenger RNA of Sphaeramia orbicularis (orbiculate cardinalfish), 698 nucleotides long. Its product is annotated as neoverrucotoxin subunit beta-like. The record is from RefSeq and is a predicted model, not a curated record. The transcript has a single exon. Bases 1 to 450 code for a protein of 149 amino acids. NCBI's taxonomy places the organism in Eukaryota, Metazoa, Chordata, Actinopteri, Kurtiformes, Apogonidae. Gene Ontology annotation, molecular function: protein binding.
AUGGAAGCCAGAAUUCGUAUCCUCAACACCCGACAGGUUUACAGCAAAUGCUUUCAGGUCAUGUGCAGGGAGGAGCUUAGUGGGCGCCAUUACUGGGAGGUGGACUGGAGCAACACCGGCAUUGACAGCGUCAGUGUUGGUGUGAUGUAUAAAAGCAUUAGCAGAAGUGACAACAGCAGCGCCGAUCCCAAGUCCUGGGUCUUCCUCAUCAUGAGUCCGUUUUACUUCUGCAUUCACAUUGAACCGCAGAAACAGUUUGUUCCUUCUGCUGGCAUCAGUCGCAUCGGUGUGUUCCUGGACUGGCCUGCAGGGACAGUGUCCUUCUACAAAGUGUACUACAACACCCUCACCCACCUCCACACCUUCUACGACACCUUCACUGAGCCUCUGUUCGCUGCCUUCUUUAUCGGCACAAAAUCCAGCUACAUCACCCUCCGUCCUUUGAACUAAACGUACACUCUCAUUUGGUGUUUUUUUCGCUGCAGAAAAGCAUCACAGAAGUGGGCGUGGUUAAAACGGCUGGAGUUUAGACCGGCGCUGAUUCAGAUUUAGAUGGUUUUCAGCUCAUCUGACGAUCGGACAUGAGCUGAUGGAGAGGCACCACCUUCGUCAUCAUCUUCAUAACCAUCUUUAUAUUCAUCUUUAUAACCGUCUUUAUAUUCAUCUUUAUAACCAUCUUUAUAUUCAUCUUUAUAACC